AAUGGAUAUUUACAUUUAGAGCAUUGUGGAAUAUAAUUUUAGCAUUGGGGAACCAACAAGCAAGUUGGGUUUUCUUUUUCUUUUGUGAAACCGACAAAGUUUAAAAUAAUAAAAAUAACAAUGUUAAGUAAUAGAAGAGGAUUUUUUUCUAUAUAUAAAAGUUCAUUGCCUAUGUUAAAGACAUACAUAGAUAUCUAAGGAGAAAAAAAUUUUGAGCUGAUUACAUUUAUGUGUUCCAUUUGUUUUAAUUAUCUGUAAUUUAGCUCGAUUAUUUUGAUUGUUCUUAUGAGACUGGCAAAGCAUGAGUUUUCACAGUUAUGAAUAUGAGAACCACCAUGGAAGUUGGAAAAUUGGCAAAUCGAUAUGCAACCCAGUUGCAGUUUUGCCGCCUCCAAAACCCCAUUUCAGAUUCUCUAGCUCGACACGUACAUGCCCACAUGAUUGCUUCUGGGUUUCGUCCACGUGGCCAUAUUCUCAACCGUUUGAUGGACAUCUACUGCAAAUCAUCAAAUUUGACUUAUGGUCGCAAACUGUUCGACCAAAUUCCUGAACCAGAUAUUGUUUCGAGAACGACAAUGAUUGCUGCCUACUCUGCUGCUGGGAGUCUUAAGUUAGCAAGGGAUAUAUUCUUUGCAACUCCAUUGAGCAUGAGAGAUACUGUUUUCUACAAUGCCAUGAUCACUUGUUGCUCUCAUAACAAUGAUGGCUUUGCUGCUAUUCAAACCUUUCAUGACAUGAGGCGGGCUGGUGUUGGGCCUGAUGAUUUUACUUUAUCCAGUGUUCUCAGUGCUUUGGGGCUUAUAGUUGACGAUGAAAAGCAGUGUCAACAAAUGCAUUGUGCAGUUGUGAAGAUUGGGUUGGGUUUUGUUACUUCGGUUUUGAAUUCAUUGAUAUCUGUUUAUGUCAAGUGUGCAUCGUCGUCAAUGGCCUCGUCAUCAUCGGCUUCAGUGAUGACUUCAGCUAGGAUUUUGUUUGAUGACAUGUUGGAAAAGGAUGAGUUAUCAUGGACAACGAUAAUUACCGGGUACGUGAAGUGCAACAACUUGGCUGCAGCUACGGAAUUUCUUGAUGGGAUGACUGAAAAGUUGGGAAUUGUUUGGAAUGCCAUAAUUUCGGGUUACGUGCACCAUGGCCGUUUUCAAGAAGCAGUGCAAAUUUACAGGAAGAUGCUUUUGAAGGGUGUUUCUCAGGACGAUUUCACUUACACGCAUGUCAUCAGUGCAUGUGCAAAUGGGGGUUUCUUUCAACUUGGAAGACAGCUACAUGCUUAUAUUUUAAGAACAGAAGCAAAGUCCACUCCAGAAUUCUCACUGCCAGUGAGUAAUGCAUUGGUUACGUUAUAUUAUAAAUGUGGUAAGAUGGAUACAGCAAGGAAGAUUUUCAAUAAGAUGUCUGUAAGAGAUGUUGUUUCAUGGAAUGCUAUCUUAUCAGGGUAUGUAGAUGCAAGGCAAAUCGAGGAUGCCAAAUCAUUUUUCAGUGAAAUUCCAGAGAGAAAUCUUCUAACAUGGACCAUAAUGAUAUCUGCUUUAGCACAAAAUGGAUAUGGAGAAGAAGCUAUAAAGAUUUUUAACCAAAUGAGAACAGAAGGUUUCGAACCCUGUGAUUAUGCAUUCGCUGGAGUGGUUAUAUCCUGUGCUGUUCUUGGGGCAUUGGAGAAUGGACGCCAACUCCAUGCUCAAGUAAUCCAUUUGGGGCAUGAUAGUAGCCUAUCAGCUGGAAAUGCACUUGUUACCAUGUAUGCGAAAUGUGGAGAUUUUGACUCUGCGGAGCUGGCCUUCCUUACUAUGCCUUAUGUAGAUUCAGUUUCUUGGAAUGCUCUAAUUGCUGCGUUGGCACAGCACGGUCGCGGUCGUCAAGCACUAGAACUUUUUGAACAGAUGUUGAAAGAAGAUAUCCAACCAGAUAGAAUAACAUUUCUCACAAUUCUUUCAGCUUGCAGCCACUCUGGUUUGAUCAAAGAAGGACAACACUAUUUUGAUUCUAUGUUGAGCACUUAUGGCAUUUCCCCAGGUGAAGAUCAUUAUGCCCGGAUGAUUGACUUGCUGUGUCGAGCUGGGAAUUUCUCAGAAGCAAGAAACUUGAUUGAUUCAAUGCCAUUCGAGCCAGGUGUGGCAGUCUGGGAAUCUCUUCUUUCUGGUUGUCGGACGCAUGGGAAUAUGGAUUUAGGAAUCGAAGCUGCUGAACGACUGUUUGAGCUGAGACCCCAGCAUGAUGGAACCUACGUGCUUUUGUCAAACAUGUAUGCCAAUGUUGGAAAGUGGGAUAAUGUGGCAAAAAUUCGGCAACUAAUGAGAGGACGAGGGAUCAAGAAGGAACCCGGUUGUAGUUGGAUUGAAGUUGAGAACAAAGUACAUGUUUUCUUGGUUGAUGACACUGCACAUCCCAGGGUUCAAGCCGUGUACAAAUAUUUAGAGAAACUGGGAUUGGAAAUUAGGAAGUUGGGAUAUAUCCCUGAUACAAAAUUUGUGUUACAUGACACUGAGUGUGAGGAGCAUAAAGAGUACGCUUUGUCUACUCACAGUGAGAAGCUUGCUGUUGCAUUUGGACUCUUGAAUAUUCCACAAGGAGCCACAGUUAGGGUCUUCAAAAAUCUUAGGAUUUGUGGAGAUUGCCAUAACUUUUUUAAGUUCCUAUCAAGAGUGGUGGAGAGGGAACUUGUUGUCAGAGAUGGGAAGAGGUUUCAUCAUUUUAGAAACGGUGAAUGUUCUUGUGGCAAUUAUUGGUAGACUAACAGUUUUCUCCACAUUUAUUUAUUUUUUUAAAAAAUGGGCCAUUUGAUUCAAAAACUAAUUUUAUUAAGAUAGGAAAAACAUCAAAUGUUAUAAAGAGAUAUAGGAUUUUGGCUUAUGACAGUCAUGGCAUCAGCCUGCAAAACAAGGAAUCAUACUUUUUUACUAUUAUGUAAACUUUUUACUAUAGAGAGACUCAAAGGAAUUGAAUUUUCCAUGUUUUGAAGAUGGUAGUCAAGGAGACACAUUUUGCUGUUUUAACAUUCGUAUACAAAUUCUCUUAUUAAUCCCAAGAAAAGUAAAGAAUAUGCCUAAUCUUGGGCACAGUUGGAAAUGUGAAACUACUUUUUUUUUUCUUCCAAAAGGAUACAUGUGGAUGAACUGGAAUUUAAAGAAGUGGGUAUUGAUAUUGUUAGUUUUAUUCUACACAAUGAGGAAGUGGUCCAAAGUGUGUUAAAACAAUUAUAUCGGUUGAAAAACUUGUAUGGAUUAAGGUCCUCUUGUUUUUAUCAAGGCCUUUGGAAAUCAUGUCUACAGUUCUCUUGAAUUGAUGGAUUAAGGUUAUAUAUUGUUCAUCAUGGCUAAAGGAGUUCAUGACAACUCCCCCUGAUAACUAGCAAUUAUUUGUUUCAAAUAUUGAAGAUUGAGCUAAUGUAUUUCUUUCUUUAUUAUGAUUAGACAUUUAUUACAACAACAAUCAUUGCUUUACAUUAAAACAAAAUAAAGUACUCGAACAACCUAAUACAUAUAUUACUCAGAAAACAAGUAGCAAAGCUAGCUAAAUAUGUGAGCAAACCUAUUUCCGGAAACUCAUGGAAAUAGUAAACUAGCUUAGUUAAUAACUUAAUACAAACUUAACCCGGGAGCUCCCUUGCGGCUGCAGCUUAUACAAAACACUGCAAAAGUCACACCAAGUUCCCUCCUUAACAAAUGGACUUGUAUCUAAAUAUAGCAUCCCAUAUUGUACCAAGCAACCAUUUAGGCAGCUAACCACUAGAAAGCAACUAUCCUCAUUAAUCGUCAUGAUCUUCGAGUGCAGUUAGGAUCAUCC
Cannabis sativa is the source of this 3780-nucleotide messenger RNA. RefSeq names its product pentatricopeptide repeat-containing protein At1g25360-like. Gene Ontology annotation, biological process: RNA modification. The record is from RefSeq and is a predicted model, not a curated record. The transcript has a single exon. Lineage: Eukaryota; Viridiplantae; Streptophyta; Magnoliopsida; Rosales; Cannabaceae. Bases 318 to 2726 code for a protein of 802 amino acids. Gene Ontology annotation, molecular function: zinc ion binding; protein binding; RNA binding.